This is a messenger RNA of Hypomesus transpacificus, 1471 nucleotides long. It is a transcript of the gene neil1, whose product is annotated as nei-like DNA glycosylase 1. The coding region runs from base 123 to 1349 and encodes 408 amino acids. Gene Ontology annotation, molecular function: zinc ion binding; DNA N-glycosylase activity; DNA-(apurinic or apyrimidinic site) endonuclease activity. Gene Ontology annotation, cellular component: nucleus. Gene Ontology annotation, biological process: base-excision repair. The record is from RefSeq and is a predicted model, not a curated record. The transcript has 10 exons. Lineage: Eukaryota; Metazoa; Chordata; Actinopteri; Osmeriformes; Osmeridae.
ACAGUCACGCAUGUGCAGUUACUGAGCCCAAUAGCUCGUGAUAACAACCUGAGACUUAGCGAUAUGAUUGCCAACACCUUACAAAAUUGAAGAUUGCUGUAUCCUGUUUCAACAGCUCUAAAAUGCCAGAGGGACCAGAGCUUCACUUGGCCAGUCUUUUUGUUAACAGGAUGUGUGAGGGUGUGGUUUUCACUGGGUCAGUGAAAAAGUCACAGGUCAGCAAGCGUCCUGAAGUACCAUUCACCUCUGAAGCCUACCGAAUCACAGCCCAGUCCAGAGGGAAGGAAGUAAGGCUCACUCUCACACCCAUCAAGAGUGAUGAAGUCAAACACAGUGUCAUGGCUGCACACGCUGACCAGCCUAUGGACAUCAUCUUCCACUUCGGGAUGUCAGGCUUUUUCCGUUUCACCACUGAGGAUGAGCUCCCCAAGCAUGCUCAUCUGCACUUCUAUUCCAAUGAGAAGCCCUGCAGGGUGCUUAGCUUUGUGGAUGCACGCAGGUUUGGUGGUUGGCAGCCGAAUGGGACCUGGCAACCCGACAGAGGGCCUUGUAUAAUGUUUGAGUAUGAGACCUUCAGGGAGAAUGUCUUGACGCACCUUUCAGACCGAGCAUUUGACAGGCCCAUCUGUGAAACUCUCCUGAAUCAGAAGUACUUUAAUGGUAUUGGGAACUACCUGCGUGCCGAAAUUCUUUUCAGAUUAAACAUCCAACCCUUUGUGAAGGCAAGAACUGUGCUGGAAGGUCUUCUGUGCAAAGACGAGCAGGCAGAGGAGACAACCAAGACAGAGAUUUCAGACCAAGCUGUGAAGAAUGCAAAGGUUGAGCCUCCUGACCUUCUCUCCCUGUGUCAUACAGUUCCCCUUGAGGUUGUCAAGCAAGGUGGAAAGGGAUAUGACCCAGAGAAGGCAGACUAUUCAGUGUUUGAGGCAUGGCUGCAGUGCUACUGCGUGGAUGGGAUGAAGUCAAUCAGAGAUCACAAUAGCAGAACCAUAUGGUUUAAGGGUGAUCCAGGUCCUAUGGCGCCUAGAAGUAAAGUGUUCCUUGAUGAAAAAAAUUCAAAAUCCCCUAAGGCUAAGAAGAGAAUAAAGAAAGAGGACAAUCACGAUUACGCGACACAGAAAAAGGGGGUCACAAAGGCACGGACAGUAAAACAGGAAACGUUGACGGAAAAAGUAAAAAAAGAAAAGGUUCCUGAAAAGCAGACUGGAGCUAAAAGUCAACGUAUCCAAAAUUCUAAGGAAAUGAGCACGCCACAGCAAAACAAAAGAGCGGCCGCUCGCAAGAAGAGCAACAGCACAGACAAUGUGGUACAGAGGAGUGGACGUGUGACCAGACAGAGCAGCAAAUAAGACUACUACAUGUAAUUAAAGUAGUGUUGGUUUUUACUGUAUGGGAACAUUUUUAUAGUUUUAUAAUCCAUUCCUUAUUUUUUUUAUCGAAAUACAUUCUCAAUAAAUUGUCUGGGAUAUGA